Messenger RNA from Emys orbicularis (European pond turtle), 4723 nucleotides. RefSeq names its product tumor suppressor 2, mitochondrial calcium regulator (gene TUSC2). Bases 1 to 333 code for a protein of 110 amino acids. Gene Ontology annotation, cellular component: mitochondrion. Gene Ontology annotation, biological process: inflammatory response; regulation of mitochondrial membrane potential. The transcript is spliced from 3 exons. NCBI's taxonomy places the organism in Eukaryota, Metazoa, Chordata, Testudines, Emydidae. The record is from RefSeq and is a predicted model, not a curated record.
AUGGGCGCCAGCGGCUCCAAGGCCCGCGGCCUCUGGCCCUUCGCCUCCCCCGGGCCGGGCGGUGCCGCGGGCCCCGGCGGGGAGCAGGCCCUGGCUCGGGCGCGCGGCUGCCGCAGCGCUACCCCAUUCGUCUUCACCCGCCGCGGCUCCAUGUAUUAUGAUGAGGAUGGGGAUCUCGCCCAUGAAUUCUAUGAGGAGACAAUUGUCACCAAGAAUGGGAGAAAGCGCGCCAAACUGAAAAGGAUCCACAAGAACCUGAUACCUCAGGGUAUAGUGAAACUGGAGCACCCUCGCAUUCACGUGGACUUCCCCGUUAUCAUCUGUGAGGUCUGAGCUGCGGGGGGAGCGUGAGUUGCUGCUGUGUGCUGUCAGUGCACCCGACCUGCCCAGCCUUACUGCACCUAAUGUAACCACACAAGGCUGCCUUGUGUCCCUGAACCACAAUGGACUGCAAGCACAGAUGCACAUACUCUUGACUUUAGAGCUCCUCUUGCCUGGAGGAGGAGAAUGAGAUGGGGUGGUGCAGAAUCGGCUAGUUACCUGGAAUAGAAUUGGCUAGGGAUCUGUUCACAAGUCAGACAAGACAUGUGAACUUGUUUAGCAACAUGCUUAACAAUACCCUCGACUGAGUCAGAAGAUUGAAAUCCUUCUCGUGGCUGCCGUCAGAUGUUUGGAUGGAUCACUGAACUGCCUGUGACACUCGUGUUUGAGGUUUUAAAGGGAGAGCCAUCCUGCAUCUCUCGCCGAACAAAAUCCCUGCUUCGCAGGUACCUGCCCCAGGUAGAGUUGAGGUCAAUUAAUUCACCUCUGUGGGGCUAGGGGCAGACCCCUAAUGCCCCUUCCCUACGAAGUGGCGAUGAAUAAAAGGGUAGUGGUGUAGUUUAUUCUUUGUGGGGGGUUGGUUAUGCAGUACUGCCCCCAAGUUGGUCUGGGAAUGGAGUGUAAAUGGGGCGGUCUGAGGUGAAGCUAAUCUCGAGAACCCCACUGAAACAGAGUAGCGCUUCUCGGGAAGGUAGGAGACCAGAUUUCAUUGCAUCAGACCUCAGUCUCCUCUUUUAUAUGGCCCCCUCCCGUGCUCAGCGUUAUUUUGUACUUCCUAGCGAUAUGGCUCGUCUGGUCCCCAGAAGCCUUUCCAAUGGCUCUAGAUACCCCGGCUCAGUUGUUGGUGUUCAGACCUCUCCGAAAAUCCAUUGGCCACUGGUGGCGCUGUGCAGAGCCAGCAGAGCAAACAGUCCGAUCUUUGCAGCAAGAUCAAUGGACACUGCUGGAAGCAGCAGCAGUGCUUAGAGCUGAGUGACUGGGCUGGCAGCCCAUGUUAACCCACACAGCUUUGCAGUUGGGAUUCGCACAGCAGGGCUUAGCUUGCCACCCAUUAGCAUGCGUCUGCCUUGGCGGGAGCAGGCUGCGCUCCUGUUGAGUGGCGUUCUUCCCCCUCCUGAAUCUGGUGUGUUGAAGUGCAGGGUACAAGGUAUGACCUCUUGUAUUAGCCAUAGCGUUUAUUUUGGGGCUCAGUCCCUCUCAGAAUGCGGUUCUGGGUAACUGUCACAUGUUUAUCAGUUGUGCCCCAGUGCCGACAGCAUGCCCUGGCUGUGUGUAACUGUGAUAGAGCUAGGGCAGGAAUGAAGAGUUAGCUUUUACCCUCUAAAGCAGUUGGCGUCAGCCCCUUCCUGUCUUGGAAACCUCCCUGAGGUAUGAAGCCUGGGUUCUUCCACUGCACCCAUUCCUCUCUUUCUCCCUGUGGGGACAAGAGGGAAUGCAAUGCACUUUAAUGGAAGGUUCUCUCUUCCCCACCCAACUUGAUAAAGAAACACGUAGCUAUUGGGGCGGCCCCCUCUGCCAGCUAGACUCAUGGUGGCAGCACUGAAACUGUGCAUUGGUGCGUCUGCCACUGCAUGCCUGCUUCCUCGUUUGAAGGAUUGAGCGCUAGCUGGCUGCUGCUGAGCCAGGGUGAGAGUACCCCAUCCCAGACACUAGAAAUCGUGAUCUCUCGGCUCCAGCUUACAUGAGAAUGGGCAGAGUCGCUGUGCACAAGCAGGAUGUCAGGGAUCCUUACCGCUAUCUACCCCUCCAAGAACUCUUGUGAAGCUUUAAAACUGGAUCAAGAUGUGGCUCCUGCAGCGGUCAGCUUAUUAGAGACAUCUCGUUUCCCCUUCAAGAGCAUGUCAUUUACGUUCUGAGCACUUCAGACAUUUGCUACCUCGAUUUUUAAUUUAAGCUGCUGGUGCAAAGUUGCUAGCAGUAUCGGUGUGUCUGUAUUGGAUGUAUCCCUCUCCACACCCCUGAGAACAGUUCUAGGGUCUGUAUGCCAUUCUAAUAGGGGGUCUUGUAGUUAGCAAUAGCAAUGCUGGCUCUGUCACUGUCUCCCCAUAACCUCAGACUCGGCCUUGUUCCCUGAUCGCUCUCUGUAGUGGUUGGAGUGAAACCACAGCACUGAGGGACCAAAGGUUCUGCUCCCCACUUCCCCUCCCCAGCUGGCAUGGAAGUUGGUUUUCACAGAUAGAAUGCUUGUUACAGCUCCAGAAGAGAGCACUUUUACACUGUGACGCUGAGCAUUUCCUUCUAGAUCAGUGUUCUUCCACCUACUUGGAAAAGUCGCUCUUAAAAAAAUAUCCUAUUAAAGUGUCUCUUGUUUGCACCAGCCAUUCUCUAGCAGGUGACUUGGGUUCAUCUCAGACCAAGGCUCACAGAUCUCCUUGAAAGAGGCACAUCUCUGGUGGCAGAGCCGGGCUGGAGGACACCAUCUCCAACAAAGGAAGGGAUCAAGCUAUGUGAGGCUGACUCAACCCUGGACCCCUGCUCUGAUAUGGGGAGACUUAGCAGUGAAAACUACCCUCUUGCUGCUGCUUGUGCGGUGUGUGCAGGAGACAACUUGGGCUGAGAGCCUUCCUGGCUUCUCUUGAUGGAGGCGAGAGACUGCAGGAGGCCACUGGCCUCCUCCUGAGUGAAGAGCAGUAUUGGUUAGGUACUGAGUGGUGGGUGGAAUCUAGCACUGGAGAAAUGAGGUGUUUGGUAUGGAGGAGAGUGCAUGGGGAGAGAGAAAUGAGAACUGUUGGCCAGUAUCUUAUUCCCCCCGCAUGUCCCCUGGAGCAGAGGUUGGUAGGGCAUCACCUCCCAUGUGCUUUGGUGUGGGGUGUGGUACCUGUGUUUGCAAAUGCAGGAAUAGGCUCCUCGUCCUUGUGCUGGGCAGGUUUGGAGCAGCAGGGUUAGAUCUGUGUUCUGAAUGCCAAACUGGCCUAGGGCAGUGUCAUGGGCUAUGCCAGGUGGAGCCGGCCGUUGUUAAACAAGCUCCGUGCCAAGAGUUGGUCAGAAAUGAGUGAGCUGAAUGGUGAGCUAGCUCUUUUGGGGAAGAUUGUAUGGAGGGAAAGGCAAGAUGCUUCCCACUAGUAUAAAAGAGAGAGAGCAGGGAGGGGGGUUAGAGUCCUGAGCAGGCUGAGCUCCCCCUUCUGUGAUUCACAGAAACCAUCUGCACACCACAAGCAGCGGGAUGAAGGGCUUGACUCUGGAAGGAGAUGGUGUGUUUCAUAGCAGCAAGCAGGGUGGGCAGAGCUUGUCAAAUGGCUUUCACAGAGGAAGCCAUGCCCUCCCCUUUGCAUGGGGGUUUGUGUAGCACAUCUUCACCUUGGCAAACCCUUGCUGGGCUUGGGAGCGGGAAGGGGUUGCCCACUGCACAGUGAGUAACACUCUUGAGGUGCCCAGCCAAGACUAAAAGGCACUAGGUAUGUCUACACUGCAAUUAAAAACCUGUGGCUGGCCUGCACCAGGUGACUUGGGCUCACAGGGCUAUGGGGCUGUUUAAGUGCAGUGUUGACUUUCAGGUCCAGGCUCAAGGACCCUGUGAGGGCUGAGGGUCCGAGCCUGAAAGUCUACACCACAAUUAAAGAGCCCCUGAGCCUGAGUCAGCUGGCACAGGCCAGCUGUGGUAUCGAAUUACAGUGCAGACAUACUACUGUGUGCAGAGUACAGUGUCUGUUUCUCACGUCUGGCCAUAACAUAGUAGCUUAGCCCUCUCAUGUUCUUUUACUGGCCGCCUUGCUUCUGAACAGGGAGAGGUGGUCAGAGCACCCUUCGCUCAGCAAAGCACCAUGGGUAACCUAUAGCCACUUUCACUGUCCUUUAAAUGCUCUGAGACAACCUGUUGGGGAAACUCCCUCUCUUCACAUACCCCGAGCAAUCCAAUCAGAGCCUUCCCCCAAGGAAGGGCUCAUUCCACCCUACUUCUAAGUCAGCAGGCUUCCUACCCCUCUUCCUGACCCACUUCUUUCUAGGCUGGUUAGCACACUGGGGUUGAAGCUGUGCAGUCAGUCUGCAUGGAUUCUAGAAUCCCAGCCUUUCUCUCCCCCAACCCUAUUUCCUAGUAGCUCCGGUCCCCUUGAGCCUACGCAGACGGGAUGAGGACCACCCUUGGGAACUGCUGAAGGGAUAUUUAAAAUGUGAAGGUGAUUGUAAAUAGUAUCUAUGUCCACUAUAUUGUUGAAGCAAGCAAAAAAAAACCCCACUUGGUUUCUUUUCCAUUUUUUUACAACUUCUUUCUGUGUGACUUUGUGCUUUCAAGUGUGGAUGUGUAGAAUUGUACCCACCAACACUACACUUACAGCUCCUCUAGCGAAUGGAUAGGAGUUUCCAAUUCAAACAUGUACAAUAUUUAUGGACCUCCUUCCUCUGCCUUUGAGUGCAUCUGUCAAAUUUUGUUAAAUUUCAAUAAAACUAUUUGUAGAUCCCAAAA